This is a messenger RNA of Trifolium pratense (red clover), 1125 nucleotides long. RefSeq names its product probable ubiquitin-conjugating enzyme E2 C. The record is from RefSeq and is a predicted model, not a curated record. The transcript is spliced from 6 exons. Lineage: Eukaryota; Viridiplantae; Streptophyta; Magnoliopsida; Fabales; Fabaceae. The coding region runs from base 298 to 876 and encodes 192 amino acids.
AAUUAUGAAUUUGCUGAAAAAUAAGAGCAUUUAUAAAAUGGUUUUUUGUGAAACUUUUGUCGUGAAACAUAGUGAAGUUACAUAACGCACAUACAGACAGAGGCCACUGCAAAACAAAACAAAAUCUGGAAACUCAAUUCUCAUUUAUUUAUUUUUCGUUUCAUAAUAAUCAUUUUUCUGGAAAAUUCUAAAACAGAAAAAAUAAAUUUCAUCUCUCUCUCUCUCUUCGUUUACCGUUGAUUAUUAAAAUCUGAGCCGUUGAUCUUUUUACCUCCGUUUUGAUCUUUGAUCGCUAUCAUGGAGGUCCGAUCAAACCCCACCGCUGAAAAUUCCUCCGACCAAUCUCCGGCCAGUCGCCACCGUCGAUCAUCUCCCGCCUCAUCCAAGAAACCUCUCGCUUCUCCUCUUCCUGUUGACACAACAUCCGUUACUCAGAGAUUGCAGAAGGAAUUAAUGGCUCUCAUGAUGAGUGGGGGAGAUCUUGGAGUAUCUGCUUUUCCUGUUGGUGAGAAUAUUUUUACCUGGGUUGGCACAAUUGAAGGUGGUAAAGGAACUCUGUAUGAGGGUUUAUCUUAUAAACUCUCCUUACGUUUUCCCACGGACUAUCCUUUUAAACCACCCCAAGUGAAGUUUGAGACAACGUGCUUUCAUCCAAAUGUUGACCAGUUUGGCAACAUAUGUCUCGACAUCUUUCAGGACAAGUGGUCUUCAGCAUAUGACUGCAGAACUAUUCUUCUAUCUAUUCAAAGUCUAUUGGAAGAGCCUAAUUUGGAGAGUCCUCUAAACAGCUAUGCUGCAGAGCUUUGGACUGAUAAGGAAGAUUUCAAGAAAAUGGUCCACAAACAGUAUUUAGCUGGAAAAGAACCUGAAAGUUGAUUGAUAAACCUGAAAGUUGAUUGAUACAAUCCAAUGCGACGUUUGUCAAAAGAAAAUUUCUGUAGCUAUUAGUUUGCCCAUUUUUUUUUUGUAUGAUGCUUUGGUAUUGUAAUAUGAAACUACAUAAAUCUUAUGAAAGUCUUCUGAUGACUUUGUGUAUAAUAGUUGUAAAAAAAUCCGUUGCAAAGGUGCAGAAUGACUCGAUAGCCAUGAUUAUGUGGCUUACAUCAAUAUAUUCAUUUUACAUAA